AUCUGCGAGUUAUUCGAUCACGUAGUGGGCGUCAGCACAGGCAGCAUCAUUUCUAGUCUAUUAAUUGGAAAAGGGUACAGCGUCGAGGAAUGUCGCGAGGUUUAUGUGGACGUCUCUAAAAAGUACGAUUUUACUACUAUUAUAAGUUUGUGUCGUCAUUAUAUCUGCGAGUUAUUCGAUCACGUAGUGGGCGUCAGCACAGGCAGCAUCAUUUCCAGUCUAUUAAUUGGAAAAGGGUACAGCGUCGAGGAAUGUCGCGAGGUUUACGUGGACGUCUCUAGAAAGUUGUUUUCACAAAGCCGUUUGACUGGUGUGAGUGGAGUUGUUUUGAAUCAUUCAUACUAUGAUACUAAGAAAUGGAUGAAAAUUCUGAAAGAGGUUAUUGGAGAAGAUCUUACUAUUAUUGAAACGAGUAAGGCUGUAGUACCUCGUCUAAGUAUCGUUGCCGCCAUUGUAAACUCGCCGGUUCUUCAGCCAUAUAUAUUUCGUAACUAUGAAGCUCCUGCUGGUCGUGACUCUCACUACCGAGGAAGCACGGGACAAUAUCUUUGGAAGGCAAUUCAGGUUUGUGGUUUUUAUCUCAAACGUGUCAAACUAAUUUCCUGGUUUCAUUCCUCUGGGUUUUGGUUAGGAAAGGAGGAAUACGUGUUAUCUGUGUUUAUUUGA
Haemonchus placei is the source of this 666-nucleotide messenger RNA. Lineage: Eukaryota; Metazoa; Nematoda; Chromadorea; Rhabditida; Trichostrongylidae. The record is from the annotation of a GenBank genome assembly.